ACAACAACAACCACAACAACCACCACAACAACAACCACAACAACAACAACCACCACGAGCUGUUGCUUCCUCUGCAGAAUUGGUCUGAUGGAGCAAAGGCACUCGGCGCAGCUCGGUGCCAAAAGGCAUCAAUGCGACCGGUGUGCAUACAGCACGAAUCAUACUGGACAUUUUACACGGCACCAGAGAACUCACACAGGAGAGAAACCCUUCAAGUGCUGUGUGUGUGGGAAGGCGUUUGCACAGUCAUCUGCUGUUGUAGAACACCAGAGAACACACACGGGAGAGAAACCCUUCAAGUGCACUCCAUGCGGGAAGGCGUUUGCACAGUCAUCACAUCUUCAUGUACACCAGAGAACACACAAGCAUCACAAGAUCCACAAGGAGUGGAGUCUGAAAGCUUGUGAAAGUCAAAGUGCUGCAAUGAGCCCAUCCCUCAUCAAACAAGAACCAGAAGAAAAUCUCAGCUUGGACACUUUUAAAGGUACCAAGGUGAAAUAUGAAGAGGUGAAGGUGAAAUGUGAAGAAGUGAUGGUGGAAUAUGAAGAGGUGAUGGUGAAGAGCGAAGAAGUGAAGGUAAAAUGUGAAGAUGAAGAUUCAAGUCCAGAAUGGGACCUUCGCAUCAAUGGAGGCAACGUGAAGCAGGAGGAGAAUUCUGACUGUGAGGCAGAGCGAGGCAACUCCCAGCAGCAGUUUGUGGAGGUGGAGGUGUGGAUGGACUUCCUCCGAGACAAUUCAAAGUCAAAUGGAGACCCGGUAGAUGUGUAAGCUUGAGACGAUGUCGCUCCAAUAGAUGCACCGUUGUCACAGGCCUUUAAUGACAAGAAUGUGAAGUUGAACACUCAGUUCCUAGGUUCAACCUGCAGGGUAAGGGUGGCCAGUCUUUGUGGACCUGUGUGUUGGGUAGAUCUCUAACCAGGAGCGAGAGCCAAUAAGCUCCCAAGCAUUCACUCUGUUCUCAUAAUUGCAUUUAUAUGGUGCUUGCUUAAUCACCUCGGCAACUCGGAGUUUUGUAUCGUACCUCAUCUCAAACACUCGAAGAGCACCCCAAGUGGCAGCUGCCCCUGUGUGGCACAAGGUGGUGGCCCUGCACCGGCCUGCGUAUGAACAAGAGCCUGUCAGUAGGGGGCGAUGAUUGAUGUGGCAUCUUAGUUGUGUCGUUUGUAGGUAAUGUUUAGAAUUAAAUCGCGACGUUUCGGGCGCGACACAACCUCAUGACGGGCGCUUGUGUUGCCCUCGAAACGUGAUUUAUUUUACUUCUACCCACGUGACUUUACCGAAAGAACCAAAGAGUCUGUGCUUACCAGUUUUUCUACGCGACAAUGUAUCUUUCUUUCCUUGUUACGGUGACAAAAUA
This is a messenger RNA of Lethenteron reissneri (Far Eastern brook lamprey), 1357 nucleotides long. Its product is annotated as zinc finger protein 626-like. NCBI's taxonomy places the organism in Eukaryota, Metazoa, Chordata, Hyperoartia, Petromyzontiformes, Petromyzontidae. Gene Ontology annotation, biological process: regulation of transcription by RNA polymerase II. Gene Ontology annotation, molecular function: RNA polymerase II cis-regulatory region sequence-specific DNA binding; DNA-binding transcription factor activity, RNA polymerase II-specific. The record is from RefSeq and is a predicted model, not a curated record.